AUUAUCAACAAAGAUAUAUAUCGAUAUGUUGAUAUCUCUCCCCAGAUUACACUGCACCCGACAGUGAAAAGGCGAAAUUGGUAAUUAUCUUUUCCAAAGAAAUAAUUGACACGGAGACACGAGCAAGCGAAAGUUGAAAGACAGCAAAGCAAAGGUGACAACGCAAGCAAGACGAAAAAAAAAAACGAGCGACGUAUACGUAUAAUUUUGAUCAAAUUAAGUUUUCGAGAACGACGCCGCUAUCGCUAUGUCAUGCCGCGCACCCUUCCAACCCGAAGACCAGUAUGAGCAACUACGUCGACCGAAUACCGGGGGCAAUGUCGCCGCCGCCGCCGCUGGCUUGGCCCAUGGCGCCGCCAUCCCCCUAGACCAACAGGCGCACCUAUUCAACGAUUAUGGAGGAGCCGCGGGCUAUGCCCAGAGUGAGUACGCUCCUGGCCAGGCUGUCGGUUACGCACAGGCCCAGGCCCAGGCUUUGUCUGAGCUGGCCAGCGGCUUUGACGGCUCGUCGAAACUGUCGGCGGCCGCCACUAUUUUUAUACCGAGGGCAGUCGCGCCCCAACAGCGACACCAGCAAUAUCAGCAGCAGCACCAGCCCGGAGGAUCAGCGCCUUACGGUCAGCAGCAGCAGCAACGCUAUGUCAAUGGCUUCAAGCAUCAUCAUCAGCACCAGCAGCAGCACCAUCAUCAGCAGCAUCAGCAACACUACAAUAACCAUCAUCACCACCAGCAUCAGCAAAAGUUUAAGAACGAUAUGCAAAAUCUCCCGAAUUCUCUCCAAAGUCGUCUGAACAUAUCCAAUCAGCAGUCUUCGAACAAUGGCUCAAUGGGGGGCAAUUACUAUCAGCAGCAGGUACAGCAGCAACUGCCACACCAACAGAACACACAACAUCAACACGGGAAAUUCCAACGUUACACUCAUUUAAAUAAUUCAUUCCAACACCAUCAGCAACAGCAGCAACAACAGCAGCAGCAGCAGUAUUUCCAAAAUCAACAGCAGCAGCAGCAGCCGCAAGCCUCCACUUCGUCCGCAGCAGCCUCGUCCUCGUCGUCGUCGACCGCGUCGCAGCCGGACAUGGCUACCAUUGCAUUGGAGUAUCUCGAUACAGUGAUACAUUGCCUUAACCAGAAUCCGGGCCAAUUUGAUACAAUCGCAUCACGUUUCCUAACCAUUUUCGACGGCAUGGAGAACAACCACUACGUGCUGUCGAUCGCCAUGGAGGAUAUAUUCGAGAAAUCCAUCGAGCAGCCAAACUUCCGAUACAUGGGGGCCAAGCUGUACAAUUUGUUGCAUAUGCUGAACCCCAAGCCGGACUCGCUAUUCCACACUCUGCUCAAAUUGAAGCUCGACUACCACCAGGAGGAGGUGUCCAAGUAUAUGACUUCUGGCGAGCAGCAGAAGGUGCGCGAGACUGCGCUCUUCCUCGCCGAGCUGUACAUGCAGCUCCGUGGGGACGACGAUGCCCGUAUCCAACUCAUUGCCGUUAACAUUGUGUACUCUCUGACCAAGCUCCUGGCCUCCGAAAGUGCAGAAAACGUGCGCUGCAUUUGUCAGACCCUAAAGCUGGCCGGCUACGACCUCACCGCCGACUGCCCAAAAGACAUGCUGAUUAUAAUCACAGCUCUGAAAGAGAUUGAACUGAAAUCCCCCGGCAAGUAUGCAAUGGCCGCUAGUGUCAUUGCCUUGCAGCAGAACAAUUGGGGCCGCAAGGUCUCCAAUGCCCUCGGUGGCGAGGAGGACACUGUGGCAGAGCCACCGCGCCUCAGCGAUGAGCCCGUUUUCUACGGCCCAGAUGGCCAUGAGCUGACUGCCGAGGAGACGGACUUCCUUGCUGCCGAGGACGAUGCCAAUGGCAGUGAAGGCGACGAGUUCGAUGUACGGGACGGCGACCUGGAUCUCGAUCCCGAAAUGGACGAGGAGACCGAGCGCGCGUACAAGGACUUCUGCAAGCAGGGACAGCAGCAGGCGCAGGCCCAGGGCCAGUCGAAUCGCAAAACUUAGACGGGCAUCUGUGUGGUUUAAUGGCGUGGCAGCUAGGUAUAUAUAUAUACUCGUACAUGUGUAUGCACGAACACCCGGCAGCGAAUUAAUAUAUGUACAAAGCAUUUUUAACACAUUUCUCGGUUGUAGGAUCGAUAAUUUCAGUUGCAUGGUUCAGAACCAAUUGUGAUUAUCUUUUAAAUUAUUUGAUAGCGAAUUGUUUGUGAUAUAUUUCGUUUCAUGCACCACUAUGACAUGUUUAUAACCAUUUUGUUCUAACCAUAUUUUUGUGAUACGCAUUUUUUUUGUAUCUGUACCUCGCCACAUGGUCGUCGGCCCUUCAAAACACCCCCCACCCUUCACUAAUCAGCUUAUCAUUUUUUUGUGCUUUUUUAUUUUUGUUUAUUGGAAAGAAAAAGAAAUUAAAUUAAAUUGCAAAGAAGAAAAAUAACAACGCGAUAGAAAGCCACUGCCACGCCGCUGCAACAGCACACACACUAACACCCAGCUGCACUCAAAGACUCAUACAUAUGUACACCCACACUUACAUAGCAUAUGUGUAGACUUAUAACGGCAAAACAAAAACGAAACGAAGUAAAUGCAAGAAAAAAAAACAAAAUAAUUUCACAUUCAAUUAAAUCAACAUUCUCUUGAUCAUACAAAUCGAAAUGCAGCAGCAGCCACGUCUAAUUUUUAAAUAAUUGUAAUUAUUAUUAAUGAAACCAUGAUUUAAU
Messenger RNA from Drosophila obscura, 2715 nucleotides. It is a transcript of the gene Paip1, whose product is annotated as polyadenylate-binding protein-interacting protein 1. The record is from RefSeq and is a predicted model, not a curated record. The transcript has 4 exons. Bases 248 to 2002 code for a protein of 584 amino acids. Gene Ontology annotation, molecular function: RNA binding; translation activator activity; protein binding. NCBI's taxonomy places the organism in Eukaryota, Metazoa, Arthropoda, Insecta, Diptera, Drosophilidae. Gene Ontology annotation, biological process: regulation of translational initiation.